AUGUCUGAAAUUAGGAGGAAACUCGUUAUCGUUGGUGAUGGUGCUUGUGGAAAGACAUGUCUGUUGAUCGUCUUUUCGAAAGGAACUUUUCCUGAGGUCUACGUACCGACCGUUUUCGAGAACUACGUUGCGGACGUCGAAGUUGACGGCAAACACGUUGAACUUGCCUUAUGGGAUACCGCCGGCCAGGAAGAUUAUGACCGUCUCAGACCCCUUUCAUAUCCGGAUUCCCAUGUCAUAUUAAUCUGCUUCGCUGUCGACAGUCCCGAUUCCCUCGACAACGUACAGGAAAAGUGGAUCUCUGAAGUCAUGCAUUUUUGCGCUGGUCUACCUAUCAUCCUUGUUGGUUGCAAAAAGGAUCUUCGUCGUGACCCGAGGGUUAUUGAGGAGCUCAGAAAGACAAGUCAGAGGCCAGUAACACCUGAGGAGGGUAUGGCCGUUGCUCAGAAGAUAGGUGCUAAACAUUACCUUGAAUGCUCAGCCAAGUCUGGGGAAGGUGUCCGUGAAGUUUUUCAAUACGCCACUCGUGCUGCGUUGCUUUCCCGCCCAGGCAAGAAGAAGGGUAGCAAGUGUGUUGUCGUCUAA
This is a messenger RNA of Lentinula edodes (shiitake mushroom), 585 nucleotides long. RefSeq names its product P-loop containing nucleoside triphosphate hydrolase protein. Lineage: Eukaryota; Fungi; Basidiomycota; Agaricomycetes; Agaricales; Omphalotaceae. The record is from RefSeq and is a predicted model, not a curated record. The transcript has 5 exons. The coding region runs from base 1 to 585 and encodes 194 amino acids. Gene Ontology annotation, molecular function: GTPase activity; GTP binding. Gene Ontology annotation, biological process: small GTPase-mediated signal transduction.